CGAGAGUGAGAUCUUGUGAUGGCUGUCGUUAUUGAUAUAACGGCGGUAAGUUGAGCGAGUGUUGGGAGGGAAGGAAGCCACAAUAAAGUGUGUGAGCGACUGAACCAAUCCCUCGCACGCAAAUGGACGAUCAAUUGAAAGUGGUACACGGAGGCGUAGCCCAAACAAACACAACAACAGACAGUCCCGGGGCUCCCACCACCAGUAGUCCCUUUCCGAAGGAGGAUAAUACCGACAGGACUACGUCGAGCACCAGCAGUUGCGAUUGUGUUGUUGUCACAAACGCGGCUGCAGUAGACACGGUACUUAGCGAAAAUGGCAAAGACAGCGAGGCUAAAGUCUCGAGCUUCGAUGUAACUAGCAACAACACGACAUCGUGCAUGUCAAGCAACACAGUCGCUAGUACUACAUUGACAACAACCACAACAACAGGCUCACCAUCAACAUUCACUGCUUCAGAUACAGCAGGGUCUGAUUCCUCGUUAGACCACCGUCUAUCCGAGUGUAACAUAAAUAAAAAUGAAGAUGGAAAUGACAAUGUUCCCGAUAAAAAUCCCUUGUUGGAGGUAGGAUUAGGAUCAAUGCAGCCCGUUAUGGAAUCUAAUAAAGCUAUAAUGAAAAAUUCUACUUCGAAUGAAAUGGAAACGAGUAAGAAGUCUGAUAAUGCAAAUAAUCAUGUCAGUGUUAAUCACCCUGGAUCUCCCGAUUCUGGUGGUGUAGAACUAACUUCAGCUAUGCAACAACAAGGAAAACAUGAACAUUCUAGAGAACAACAACCUGUCAUUAAACAACCACUGUUGUCGUCAGAUGGUCGUUCUACUUCACAGAUUGCCGAGCAGAACACCACUCAGAGUUGGAACAAAACAUCUGAAGCAGGAAUGGAGGAAAGCAACAAUGUGGAGCGACAACUGUCGCGAACCACCUGUCCGCAGGCUGUACCUUUGGAGACGAUACCUAUACCUGGUGAUCACGAACAGUCAAGAAUAACCCUCAACAAAAACCAAACAAACGUGCAAGCUAAUAUUUCUCAAGAUGGAACUCUUAACGAAGUGUCUUCAAAACACAAGCAAAUGGAUAAUCAGUCUACUGCUGCUAUUUCAACUGCUGCAACAUUAAGUUCAGGGGAAGAUACUGUGGACAACUCAAGGGAGAUAAAUUUCAUGAAACCCACAGAUUCACCAAGUCACGAAUCUUCAAAUUCUCUUAAAGAAACUAAUCUUGAUGUAAACACUAGCGAUGCAAACAAAACUUCUUUAAACCUUUUAGAUUCUGCCGAUUCCAACCUUGAUAAUGUUCCUGGUUCUAAAAAACAAUCUUCGAUCAGUGAUAAAUCAGAAAUAUGUACAACUCAGAGGGGAGACGGCUGGGAUAAUAAUUCUUGUUGCCUAACUUCAAAUUCAUCUUCAGAGCUGCCUUUGGAAAAAAUAAACACUGGUGGCAAGUGUACCAACAUAUCUCCUGUGGAUUUGCAAACUGAGCAAAACCAACAAAAUAUAGCAAUUUCAGAUUUAGGUGCUAAUACACAUGUGCAACAACAAAAUAGCAGGGAAGCUUCUAGUUUGCCACAAAAUGAAGGUCACGGUGUUAAAGUUGAACUUUCAUUGGCAGAAAGUGAUAAUGAUGCCACAGCUGCUCAGGCAAGUGCCAGUUGUGAAGUGCCUAAAAGGUCUGAAAGGGUCAUUUCCAAAACUAGCUUGUCUUUGGCGGAUUCUUCCAAAGAUGUAGACGACCACUUAUCUAAGCGCAGUGAUACAGACUCUCAGGACAUAACACCUUCUGAGUCAUUGAGUAUUCCUUCAGAUAAAGAUAUUGACGGUAUCCCUAUAGAAACUGCUGACAGUGAGAAUGGACAAGGUUUAUCUAAAAUUGCCCUAGAUGGCUCAUCUUCUGUGCAGAGUAUUUACCAUAUAAAAUGGAUUCAUUUUCAAUCACAAAAGGUACCCAUUAUUACUCAAAAUGAAAAUGGUCCAUGCCCGUUGCUGGCAAUAAUGAAUGUAUUGUUGCUACAAGGGCGAGUAACUCUGGAUUCUACUUCAGAAUUAAUUACUUCAGAACAACUUAUGGAUCACUUAGGUGAAUGCAUCCUGCAAAAUGUUCCUAAGACAGCCUCAGAAGCUGAUCGGUUAAAUUACCAACAAAACAUGCAGGAUGGUAUGGCAGUGGUCCACAAAUUGCAAACUGGAUUGGAUGUCAAUGUUGGUUUUAAAGGUGUACAAGAUUUUGAAAUCACUCCAGAAUAUAUCAUCUUCGAUUUGCUGGGUAUCUCUUUAUAUCAUGGUUGGUUAGUUGAUCCACAGUCACAUGAAGUAGUAUCUGCUAUAGGUAAAUGCAGUUACAAUCAGCUUGUAGAAAAAAUAAUUGUACAGAAGAAUUCAGACAGCAAUGAACAGAUUACUGAAGCAUUAAUAGCAGAAACCUUUUUAGAAAAGACAGCUUCUCAGUUGACAUACCAUGGACUCUGUGAAUUAAAUAGCACCGUCAAAGAAGGAGAGCUCUGUGUUUUCUUCCGGAAUAACCAUUUCAGCACUUUAUAUGGGCAUAAGAAUGAACUAUUUCUACUGGUUACUGAUCAAGGUUUCUUGAAUGAAUGCAACGUGGUUUGGGAAACAUUGUCCAGUGUUGAAGGAGACUGUUAUUUUGUUGACACAUCAUUCCACACUUAUACCAAGCCUGAUUCUGCAUCUUCCACCACUGCUGUCACACCUCCACUUGUGCCAAUAGGCUCUGAUCAACAAAUUGACCAAGAUUAUUUGGUUGCAUUGUCAUUGGACCAAGAACAGAAAUUACAGCGAGAAGCGUGGUCGAAUCAGACAGGUGGUGUUGGAUCUAGUGGUGGUGCUAUUUCUGAAAGUGGAGGUUUACUUGAUCAAGAUCACCAUCCACAACUUAGCGAUCUUGAACUUGCCAAGAAAUUACAAGAUGAAGAGGAUCAGCGUGCCAGUGCUGCUGCAGCUGCUGCAUCAAACAGGAGAUCAAGAACUGGUGCAGGGUCUUGCAAUACAUCUUUACCAUCAUCUUCAGCAGGGAUGAGACGUCAAAGAGAGAGAGAGAAGGACAAAGAAAGUUGUACCAUUUUAUGAAGAAAGUCCAGUUCAGUAACAACAUUUUGACAAAGUUAUACUAAUCUUUUCUAGCCUUCAAUAUGCUUUAAACAAUAUUAAGUGGAUUUGGUGAAAAUUCAGUUACUGAAGUGUGUCUAUACAAUCAAACUUUGUAUGGUAUCUGAAGUCCACAGAAGGUGUCACAACCAGCCAAAGUGCAUACAUUGUUUAUAUUUAAUUUUCAUGAUAAUAAGUAUAGAUGUUAAAAAGAAAAAAAACAACAUUAAAUGGCCUUUUUCAUUUUUACAAAUAUGGUUGAGAUAUUGUGCGGUUGAAGUGACAGGCCUGGAAAAUACAGCAACCUCACAGUUGUUUCAUUGUUAAAUUGCCUCAAGAGCUACUAUUUUCACCACAUAAAGAUUACAUAAAAGUAAAAGAUUUCAAAUUAAAAUAUUACUAAAAUUUAUGACAA
This is a messenger RNA of Octopus sinensis (East Asian common octopus), 3513 nucleotides long. Its product is annotated as ubiquitin carboxyl-terminal hydrolase MINDY-1. Bases 123 to 3080 code for a protein of 985 amino acids. Gene Ontology annotation, cellular component: cell periphery; cytosol. Gene Ontology annotation, molecular function: cysteine-type carboxypeptidase activity; K48-linked deubiquitinase activity; cysteine-type deubiquitinase activity. The transcript has 9 exons. The record is from RefSeq and is a predicted model, not a curated record. Lineage: Eukaryota; Metazoa; Mollusca; Cephalopoda; Octopoda; Octopodidae. Gene Ontology annotation, biological process: protein K48-linked deubiquitination.